Humulus lupulus (European hop) is the source of this 939-nucleotide messenger RNA. Its product is annotated as protein P21-like. Gene Ontology annotation, biological process: defense response. The transcript has a single exon. Gene Ontology annotation, cellular component: extracellular region. The coding region runs from base 47 to 715 and encodes 222 amino acids. NCBI's taxonomy places the organism in Eukaryota, Viridiplantae, Streptophyta, Magnoliopsida, Rosales, Cannabaceae. The record is from RefSeq and is a predicted model, not a curated record.
AGUCACACCACUACAAGCAUUGUAGCCUAAAUCUUUCUCUCCUAAAAUGAGGUCCUCUAUUAUUUUCUCAUUUCUUUCAGUGCUAACUUACUUCUCCGCCUCUAUCCAUGCAGCUAGAUUUGAUAUCACAAACAGAUGCCCCUACACCGUCUGGGCAGCAGCCGUGCCCGGUGGUGGAAGGCAGCUGAACUCAGGCGAAACAUGGCCCCUUGACGUGAACGCAGGCACGAAAGGGGCUCGCAUAUGGGCUCGUACAGGUUGUAACUUCGAUGGGGCUGGACGCGGCAGUUGCCAGACUGGCGACUGCGGCGGCAUUCUCCAAUGCCAGGGCUAUGGGCAGCCGCCCAACACGUUGGCCGAGUACGCACUGAACCAAUUCCAGAACUUAGAUUUCUUCGAUAUCUCACUGGUGGAUGGGUUCAAUGUCCCCAUGGUCUUCAAUCCCACAUCAAAUUGCAACCGAGGGAUCACGUGUAACGCAAAUAUAAACGGUGAAUGCCCCGCUGUGUUGAGAGCCUCUCGAGGCUGCAACAAUCCAUGCACUGUCUUCAAAACCGAUCAGUAUUGUUGCAACUCCGGUAACUGUGCACCCACAGAUUAUUCGAGGUUCUUUAAGCAGAGAUGCCCUGAUGCUUAUAGUUACCCUAAGGAUGAUCAAACCAGCACAUUUACGUGCCCUGGUGGGACUAACUAUAAGGUUGUCUUCUGCCCUUGAUGAAUUAAUGAUCGUAUAACUUAAACUACUAUUAGCUUAUAUUUAUCUAAGCUAAUAGAUUUUUAUAUAUAUUUAUCUAGUUAUGCAAAUUUUCUGUAAUGUGUUUUAUGUCACGUAGAAUAAAAGCAUAUAUAUAUAUGCUUAUUUUGUUGGCAUACUCUGUAGGGUGUGCUGAAAGUUUGUACGUGUACGUCGUUCUUAUAUAUUAUAAACUUAAUUCUAUA